AUGUCGCUGCCUAAGAUCUGGUUCAGUUCCUCAUCCGGAUUCGGACGACAUAUGACCGAGCUCGCCCUGCAAAGUGGCGAUAUCGCAAUCGCUACGCUGCGGAGCCCCGCAGCGCUCGCAGAUCUCGCGUCCCAAUACGGCCCCGACAAGCUGCUCAUCCUCAGGCUUGACGUCAGCAAGCCGGACGAGAUCCGCGUGGCCUUCGCGAAGGCAAAGGAGGCGUUUGGGCGGAUCGAUGUCGUCUUCAACAAUGCCGGAUCCGGGCUGAUGAGCGAGGUCGAGGGCACACCGGAUGACGUCGCGCGGGCGAUGUUCGAGGUAAACUUCUGGGGCGCUGCUAAUGUCAGUCAGGAGGCCGUGCGGUUCUUCCGGGAAAUAAACGUGCCUGCAGGCGGCAGGCUCCUGCAGGUAUCGUCGAGCGGAGGUGUACAGGGCCUCCCUGCGAUUGGAUACUACUGCGCCAGCAAAUUUGCAAUCGAGGGCCUGACAGAAGCCCUCGCAGACGAGAUACGACCUGAAUGGAAUAUCAAGGUCACGUUGAUUGAGCUAGGUGGUUUCAUGACCAACGCAGGCCGCAGCAUGGUGCGAUCCGUGCCGCCUCCUGCCUAUAUCGAUAUUGAGCGGAAGAUCGCUACCGCACGCGCGUACCUGACUGUCAAUCCACGGAUGCCCAGCGACGCGACUAAGGGCGCCGCGGCGAUAUACAAGAUGGCGUUGACACCCGACCCGCCGCUCCGGUUCGUGCUGGGGAAAGACUCCCUCGAGAAGGUCAAGAAGAAGGGGGAGAACUUGAUCGCCGCGGCCGAGGCCAGUGCACCUUUCUCGGAAGGCCUCGGGCUAGAUCUUAGCGUACUAUCCGCUAGACGGUAA
Postia placenta MAD-698-R-SB12 is the source of this 870-nucleotide messenger RNA. RefSeq lists its product as hypothetical. Gene Ontology annotation, molecular function: oxidoreductase activity. Lineage: Eukaryota; Fungi; Basidiomycota; Agaricomycetes; Polyporales; Adustoporiaceae. The transcript is spliced from 4 exons. The coding region runs from base 1 to 870 and encodes 289 amino acids. The record is from RefSeq and is a predicted model, not a curated record.